AUGGGUGCACCAAAGACUUUGAAAGGAAAGACUGUUUUUGUUACAGGGGGUUCCGGGGGGCUGGGUAAAGCAAUAUCUAAGGAGUUAGCUGCACGAGGUGCUCACAUUACGAUAUUUGCUCGUAGAGAAGGUCCCCUUGAGGAGGCGAAGAAGGACAUACUCACUGCUCGCUUGAGCGAGGACCAGGAGAUCAAUGCCGUAUCGCUGGAUCUCGCUGAUGCUUCAAAGGUUGAUGAAGCGUUCAGAGCCCAACCCCGAAUUGCAGAUGUCCUGUAUUGCUCGGCGGGCGGGAAUCAUUCCGAGAACGGCUUUCUUGCGGACAUCGAAGCCAAAGACCUUGACAAUUGCAUGAAAAACAACUAUUAUUCAUCUGCUUACGCUGCCAAAUCGUUGAUUGACAUGUGGUUGGCGGAUGAUAAGAAGGGAUCGCCCCAAGGCGCUCAACCGCGAUUUCGCCAGAUAAUCUUCAUCAACAGUGCUGCUGCAUUUCUGGGCAUACCGGGCUCCAUUGCUUAUACGCCUGCGAAAUGUGCCGUCCGUGCUUUGGCGGACACGCUAAGAAUGGAAGUCCUGCGCUAUAACUGCCCAGCUUCAACCUACACCAUCCACUGCGCUUUCCCGGCCGACUUCGUCUCUCCCGGUUUCGUCCUGGAGCAGAAGACGAAGACGCCGCUGACAAAGCGUAUCCAAGGCUUGGAUCGCCCUUUCGAGGAACUGGAGACCCGCUUUCCGUCUUCCGAGAAAGUUGCUACGCUCAUCAUCGCGGCGGUGGAGAGGGGUGAAUUUAUCAUCUGCGAGGACUCGUUUGCUGCAUCGGCCCUGUUUACUAAUAUGACUGGACCCUCGCCAAAGAGGGGCCUUGGGAUCGUGGAUUCCAUCAUGGGUUUGCUGGUCGGAUGGGUCGUCUGGCCGGUCUUGAGAAGGAGAUGGGAGUCUAUGUGUAGACAGGAUGGUGAAGAAUCUAGGAAACAGGUAGAGUGA
Annulohypoxylon truncatum is the source of this 981-nucleotide messenger RNA. Its product is annotated as putative short chain dehydrogenase/ reductase. Gene Ontology annotation, cellular component: endoplasmic reticulum membrane. Gene Ontology annotation, biological process: sphingolipid biosynthetic process. The record is from RefSeq and is a predicted model, not a curated record. The coding region runs from base 1 to 981 and encodes 326 amino acids. Lineage: Eukaryota; Fungi; Ascomycota; Sordariomycetes; Xylariales; Hypoxylaceae. Gene Ontology annotation, molecular function: 3-dehydrosphinganine reductase activity. The transcript is spliced from 4 exons.